AUGUCAAUGCUAGGUACAUGGGCUGAUCAUAUUGUUAUACAGGCAGUUGCGAAUUCGAAUAAUUUGAGAAUUCACAUAACUGAAAGUGCCCCAAAUUUUUCAGAAUCAACAGUUGUAAGCUCUGUUUAUGCUGAAUCUGUAGCAAACAUAAGAGACAUUUAUGUCGGACAUCUUGAUGAACUGCAUUAUGUGUCAACAACGCCUAUUAGGCCUACACAGAGUGUUAAUGAAACAACAGAAAAAAACAAAACUAACAAACCAAACAUAUGCUCGCAAAAUACACAAUUUUGCCAACCUGAUACAAACAACAAGUUGGAAAAGAGAAAAAAAUACAUGAAAGAAUACAUGAAAAAAAGGAGAAACGAUAGUGAAUUUAAAAAAAAAGAAUCUCAGAGAAGAAAGUCUUAUAACAAAAAAUAUAAGAAUUCUCAUUCUCAAAAAAUUAAAGAAUCUUGGCAAAAAGCAAAUGCAACGUACAGACGUUUAAAUCCUAAAAAAGUAAAAGAGUCUUUGAAGAAAGCCAAUGCAACAUACCGACUGUCACAUCCUGAAAAAGUUGUACAAUCAUCAAAAAUGUCAAAUGCUAUAUACAAGCAAACUCAUUCAAAAACAUUUAAAGAUAAUCAAAAAAGGCAAUAUAUUAAAAGAAAGCUAGAUUUAAGUAAAAACAAAAAUGAGAUGAAUAAACAGAAAAAAGUAGAAAACUAUGUGAAUUCUAAUGCACGUGAAGACUUUGAGGUUCAAACUAAUUCUGAGUCAAGACGAUACAUAACCGUAGUAAAAGCUAUUGAAUCAUUUCAUAAGAACAUUAGUAUUGGACCAGAAUAUAUUUGUACAUGUUGUGACCAGCUGUGGUAUAGGUCGUCUAUUACUGAAUGUAAUGCUUCUUUAUAUAAGUCAUGUUCACAAGAAGUUCUCAAUUUAUGUCUCACUGGUUUCAAAAGCAUUGAUAACACUGAAUGGAUAUGCAGUACAUGUCACUCAAACUUAAAAGCUGGCAAACUUCCAACUUGUGCCAAGGCAAAUAAAAUGACUUUUCCAGAAAAGCCUGAUGUCUUAAAAGAUUUAACACCUCUUGAAGAACGACUAAUUUCGCCAAGAAUACCUUUUAUGCAAGUACGAGAACUCCCUUGUGGAGGUCAAUUAAGUAUUCACGGGAAUGUAGUUAAUGUACCUGCUGAUGUUAAUUCAACUGUUAGUGUGUUACCAAGACCAAUUAACGAGUCACAAACUAUUCCAAUCAAAUUGAAAAGACGCCUUGGUUACAAACAUCAUUAUCAAUUUCAGAAUGUUAGACCUAAGAAAGUAUUAGAAGCAGCUCAAUACCUUGUUCGAACUAGUGAAAUAUUCAAAAAUGAAGGAAUACAAUCAAUGGAUAAUUAUGUUUUAAAUGAAGUCGAGGAUAAUGAAGACGGAUGGUCUGAAUUUAUUUCCAAGGAUGCCAGCGAAUCUUCCGACAAUCUAUCAAACAGCACUCAAAGUCAAGAACUAGAGAAUAAUGCAAGGAAUGAAUCGAUUGACAAUGAAACUGAUGAUGAAUGGUGUGAAGCAAAUGAACAACCAUCAGGUGUUAUGGAUACAUUAUUACAAGAACCAGACAUUACUCAAGAUGGUGAUAGAAUAAUAAGUUUUGCGCCAGGAGAAGGAAAUAGACCACUUGGCAUUUUUAUAGACAAAGAUUCAGAAUUUCUUUCUUUUCCCACAAUUUAUUGUGGCAAACGUCAAGCAAGACUCGUGCCUGUUCAUUAUAGCACAAUGUGUAAAUGGGAAUUACGACUCUGAAAGACUCGUGCCUGUUCAUUAUAGCACAAUGUGUAAAUGGGAAUUACGAAGCAAAGAUAGAAGAGUUGCGCAGUCUGUGCCAAACAUUUUUUAUAAAUUGAAAAAGCUACAGAUAAGACAAAUUCAAGGAAGUGCAAGUUUGUCAUUACGUAAAUGUAAAACCAAAGGUAAAACGUACACAGCUGGGCAUUUAAAGUCAGAAAGUUCUGUCAACAAUCUUAUAAAUUUAGAUGAAGGAUUCAGAGUUUUAAGAAAUUUACGCGGUUCACCUCCAUAUUUUGAAAGAUGUAAAAAGGAUUUAUUUGCAAUGAUUCGUCAACUUGGUAAACCUACAUGGUUCUGUUCAUUUUCAGCUGCUGAAACGCGUUGGAUUCAUUUAAUUAAAAUUCUAGGGCGUCUUAUUGAUAAUAAAGACUAUACCGAUGACGAAGUUAAACAGAUGACAUGGCAAAAAAAAUCUAAUCUGAUACAGAAAGAUCCAGUCACAUGUGCUAGAAAUUUCGAACAUAUGGUACAAUUAUUCAUUCACAACUUUAUUAAAAGUUCAUGUCAUCCAAUUGGAGAAGUUAUUGAUUUUUUCUAUCGUGUUGAAUUCCAGCAAAGAGGUUCUCCACAUAUCCACGGAUUAUUUUGGAUAAAAAAUGCACCUGAGUAUGGUAAAGAUUCUGACGAAGAUAUUGUCAAGUUUGUACAUAGCUAUGUUUCAUGCAAAGCUGAUUCAGUUGAUUUAAGCGAUCUCGUAAAUUUACAAAGGCAUAGACACUCUAAAACAUGCAAAAAAAGAGGUCGUGCUAUUUGCAGAUUUAAUUUUCCGUUACCACCGAUGCCAAGAACUAUGAUUUUACAACCCUUAUCUGAGACUGAGCUGGAUGAAAAUAUCGCAGAUGUAUUAAAAGGAGCUUUAGGACGAAUACGUUCGUUACUAGACACUAUUAAAGCAGAUGAAACUAUGACCUUUGAUGAAUUUCUUGAAAAGUUAGAUUUGUCGGAACAGCAAUAUAUAAAGUCUAUACGGCUUUCUCUUAAACAUAAUACUUUGUUAUUGAAACGAUCGCCAGCCGAGAUAAGAAUUAACUGCUAUAAUCCAAACUUACUCAAAGCUUGGCAAGCCAACAUGGAUAUUCAAUUUGUACUAGAUCCUUAUGCGUGUGCUGUUUAUAUCCUUUCAUAUAUUACUAAAGGUCAAAGGGGAAUGAGCAAGCUACUUCGUAAGGCAUGUGAGGAAGCAAAAGAAGGCAAUAAAAAUAUUGUUAACAAAGUGAGACAUAUUGGUAACAAAUUUCUCAAUGCUGUUGAAAUAAGUGCGCAAGAAGCUGCUUACUUAGUUCUACAGAUGCCUUUGAGAAGAUCAUCUCGAGAAUUCCAGUUCAUCAAUACAUCUGAUCCAGAUGAAAGAACAUUUUUAUUAAAAAGCAUGGAUAAAAUUAAAGAACUUCCUGAUAAUUCAAUUGAUAUUGAGUCAGACAACGUCAUUAAAAGGUAUCAGCGACGACCAAAGCAACUGGAAAACGUCUGUUUAGCAGAUUUUGUUGCGUGGUAUAACUGCAAAAGCGACAACAAUGAGGAGGGAAAGCUUAAAACAAACUCACCUUCCACAGAUGAUUAUCUUUCAGAGAAUAUUGUAUAUGAUAAUUUAGAUGAUGAUGUUUCCGAUCUGGAACAAACGUCUGAGAAGGAUGAAUAUGAAAUGAAAGGAGGAAUAACGCUAGUGAAGAGACAAAAACCAAGAAUAAUACGAUCUGUAAGAUUUAAUAAAAACAAAGAUACAGAAAAUUACUGUAGAGAACAAAUAAUGCUUUACACUGCUUGGAGAAAUGAAACCACAGAUCUUUUGAAAGACUUCCAGACUUACCAAGAUCGGUUUGAAGUCCUCAAAGAUGACAUCGAACAAAACAGAAAGCAAUACGAGAAUCAUACAGAAGUUCUUGAUCAAGCAGUACAAAAUAUUGAAAGUGAGGAAUUUGGUAACAUUGUUGCUGCAAAUGCACAAUAUCGAGAUGAACAAGAUAAAGACAUUGGUUCAAAAGUGAGUGAAUUAUUUGGAUGCUUUGAUCCAGGAAAAGAUAAGCAACAUACUGAAUACGACUUAAUUAACGAUAUUGGUAUAUAUCCAAGAACAAAUGAUGACGAAGAACUUGUACUGAAGAGAUUGAAAGAUGCUGAUUUUAGAAAACUUGUGCAAUCACUUAAUGUCGAACAAAAAGAGUUUUUUUAUCAUGUAUUGAACUCUGUUAAAACUGGUAAGCUACCAUUAAGACUGUUUUUAAGCGGAGGAGCUGGUGUAGGCAAAAGUACUGUUACAAAUGCUUUGUAUGAAGCUCUUAUAAGAUACUUAAAUGCUCAACCAGAAAAUGAUCCUGACGAUGUCAGUGUUGUAAAAGUUGCUCCAACAGGCAAAGCUGCAUUUAAUAUAAAAGGAAAUACACUUCAUUCUGCCUUUAAGAUUCCUGCAAACAGAGGUUUUAAUUAUUGCACACUUGAUAGAGAUAGAUUGAAUACAAUAAGAUCUCAAUUACAGAGAAUGAAAGUUGUGUUUAUUGACGAGAUAUCAAUGGUAGGCAGUGGCAUGUUUAAUUUUCUUGACUUACGAUUGCAACAAAUUAUGGGAACAAAAGAACCUUUUGGUGGUCUUAGUAUAAUAACUGUUGGCGAUUUGUUUCAACUUAAACCAGUCUUUGAUCAUUGGAUAUUUGAGAACUCAAAUGAUGGCUAUACGGCAUUAGCGACAAAUCUCUGGCAACGGUAUUUUCAAAUGUUUGAAUUAUCAGAAGUAAUGAGACAACGAGAAGACAAAGACUUUGCUGAAAUCUUAAAUCGUAUAAGAGAAGGGAAACAUACUGAAGCUGACAUCGAAGUUUUAAAAAAAAGAAUUUUGAAUCUUAGUCCGCAACAUCCCCAUUAUCCAAUUAAUUUCACUCACCUAUUUAGUACAAACAUGGCAGUCAAUCAACACAAUCAUGACAUUUUUCAUAAAUCUACAAAUGAGAAGGUUGAGAUAAAAGCAAUUGAUAUUGUACUUGGAGAUUUAUCUGAUGAGUUAAAAGAAAGGCUUAAGAAGCAAAUCCCGAACGAUCCUUCUAAAACCAUGGGAUUGUACUCAGUUUGUUCUAUACUUAAAGAUGCAAAGUACGAUCUUACGACAAACGUGUCAGUCGUUGAUGGUAUGACUAAUGGAGCUGAAUGUAUAAUUAAGAAAGUUGAUUACAGAGUACCAGGUUCAUCAAGACCAAGUAUUAUCUGGGUUUUAUUCCAAGAAGAACACAUAGGAAAUGAUUAUCGCAAAGAAUACUCUCAUCUUUAUAACCAAAGUAUUAAUAGACAUUGGGUUCCAAUUUUAGAGAUCACAAGACAGUUCAGAAGGCACCAAAUGCAAGUUCUUCGCCGGCAAUUUCCUUUAAGACCAUCUGCAGCUAAAACUAUUCAUCGUUGUCAAGGAGAUACAUUAACUGAUGCAGUUGUUGACCUUCCAUCAUCUAAACGAGAACAUAUGCAUUAUGUUGCACUUAGCAGGCUUACAAGCAUCUCGGGACUGCAUAUUCUGAACAUGAAUGAAAAUAAGAUAGCUGUGAGCAAAAAGGUGCAAGAAGAAAUGGAAAGAUUAAGUGUAAGUUGAGCUUGCAACCACCGUGACGUCAUAAAUUAGCGGACAUAUUCACACUCAUUUACAUAUCAAACAAAUUUAAAUAUCUCGGGAACAAACAAUAAAAACAUGAAACUAAACAAUAAGUUACAUUACAACUUAAAGAGUUCUUUCAUUUAAGAAAAUAAGAAAUUUCAUGUCAUUUACACUUUAACAAUUCAGGGCGGAUCUGUCUCAUCACCAUAUAUUUUGCUCAAUUGGUUGACCCAUUGACUGGGAACCCAAGUCACCCUAUACUUUCUGGCACCAACUUGCAUGACUCCUCCCUUGACAAGUAAAACUGUCUGCAUUGCAAGUCAAUGGUUUAACUCAUAAGGUGCAAAGUAUGGAAAGAGUAUUAGAACUAAAAUUAAAAGUCUAAAAUAUUAAAUUAAUGAAACAAAAAUUUCACCUUAUUGUUGCAUUCUUCCCUUGUUCCCAUACAGUGUCUGCAAAUCCUGAAAGCCCUGCCAACACCUUCCUUGAAGCCACUUACAUGGUUACUACCCACCCAGUGGCCACCCGACGUCGAAUUCAGGACGAAAUCCCAUCGCAACGUCGAUCGACGUAUUUUCAACGUGGUUUUGACGUCGAAUUGUCGAUAAUUAAACAUUGUUUCAACGUUGAAAUUGGUCACUUCCCAUGGCCAAGUUUAACCUUGGUGGCUAGGAACAGGGCAAUUACAUUAUGAAAAAAUUGCUAAUGUCUAUAUUGUCCUAUAUUGCUAUUAUGGCAUGGUAUAAUGCCAAACGCUGUUUCCGAACAGAUGAACGACAUUGUUGUGUUUUUAUUUGGCAGUCGUCGCAUGUAAUGGUCAAGUGAAGUCAUAGCGAACACAGCCCAAAGCUGCCGAUGAACAUGUAAUGUUUUUAUCACAUCCAUUUUCAGUUAUUAUAAUAUUUUUGCUCUUCGUGGUGGCAAAAACGGCAACUCAAGAAGAAACGAGCCUGCCAUUUUCGGUCAGCGUCAGUGCGCAUGAGCCUGCAAAUUAUAGCUUGCCCGCACAUAACAUGUCAACAGGCAACAGCAACAAAGACAAAGCGAAAGACAGCGAAGAAACCCGAAGCACAUUAUCUGUUGACGUCAAUAAGGUUAGUAAUGAAAUAAUAUCUAUAUUUUUUUGGUUAGAAUUUGCGAGGUAAACUGAUGAAAGAUAUUUCUAGGGUGAACCGAAGAAGGGGUUUACAGUAAUACUGUUUACUAUUUUAGAAUUUAGAUUUUCCCCGUUUAAUUUAGAGCUGAUUUUAUACAUAUUAAUAGUAACACACACUUGUAAUCCUGCUCUGUAUUGGAUUGGUUAUGUACUGUAUUAGGCCUGAAAGUUUAAAGCUUUAAGCAUAGCCUCAGGCAGAAAAUAUUUCAAUAAGUUUACUAUUGCCUGGUGGAAAAAACGAAAUUUCCACGAUGGUGAUUGAAAAUCUGACCCUCACCUUGGGAUAUCAUUCAAUAGGAACAAAAUGACGAUGGAAAAUAUUUCUUUGAUUCAUUUUCAGUACAAAUAAGUUAAAAUGAGCAAGUAUACUCCUAGGAUGAUUGAAAUAUAUUAUGGAUUGAAAAUAGAAACUUCAAUGGCCAUUUUCUAUGGCCAUAAAGAUGCGGUACAGUCUGAUCUGCACAUGUGCACAAAGGAGAACUAUUAUACAAACAGUUUAUUUAGGUUUUUAUUUCAUUUUAUGUUCUUGCAAAGCUUGAUUGUUGUGUCUUCAUAAUUUAUUAUAUUCUAGAAUCAUGAAAAUAUAUUAGUUGUUGAAUAAAAUUCUAUAUUUUGCAAAUGUAAAUGUAAACAAAGCCUUUGUUUACAUACGGACUGUACCGCAUCUUUAAAAUGGCUGUGAAAACAGUGAAGUAGAUUUAAGCGUGCAAAGCAUGACGGUGACACGCAUUAUUUAAACUAUUUCUAAAGUGGGGAAAUAUUUUUAAAAAACCUGACUAAAUUGAUCCACAAUAAUAAGGUAUUUGUUAAUUGUUUCAUCUGGGAUUGGGCUAAUUAAUUUUUUGUGAUUCAUGAUCAACUCAUGUGUGGCCAUGCUAUGUAAAACAUACUUUGCCAAUUUAGGCUUUGAAGUCCUUGAAAGCUUAUCAAAUUGGUCAACUGACCAACUCGACCAAUCUACUCAACCAAUACUAACUUGACUCAAUAAUAUAUUAUUGAUUCUAAUAUAUUGUGAAAGUAUAGUUAUUCUGUAUAGUUGCAGCUAAAUAACAUGUUUCAUUACAUGAACAGUGCAUUUAUGCCCUGUCACAUCUGUAUUGCAUUGCAUUUUAAAUUAACCAAAUAAUAAUCUGGUUACUGCACUUCACUUGGUGGAAUUAAUAUUAGAAUGCUGUUUUUAGGGUUUGUACUGUAAUCGAAGUGAGUAGAUGUACAUUUUAAGACCUGACCAGGAACGAAUGCGAAAAAUGCGGCACAAGGUCCUCUCAUAGGAAUUGAACCUACGGCCCUGUGAGUCCGGUGCAGUGCUCUAACCAACUGAGCUACAGAGACCAGCUGUUGAGCUGUAACUGUAAGUUCAUGUAUAUAUAGGUGAUCGGGUGUGCGGGUUGUGAUAAGGUGGCAGGGCCUGAAAUUUGCAGUAUCCCGAUAUCCACGGGAUACUGAUAUUUGGUUUUGGAUACUAAGUUUAUUUUACUUGUAUCCCGAUGGGGGAUAACCACAUCUUUUUAAAAAUCGGGAUAGCAGUUAAUGUUUUAGUAGUCUCCCCACAUUUUUGCUCAUUAAAUAGUGCUGUAACACAAGUCUAGCAUUCCUCAUAACGUUGUAUUUAUGACUUAUGUAGUAUGACUUGCGAGUCGCUAUUUUGAAUAGUGUUUCCACAUUGAUACAACUGUCCAGAUUUCAUUGAAAAGAAUUUUUUUGAAGUCAAGAAAAGUCAUGAAGAUUGUAAGAAAAUUUGAAGGUUGAUAGGACUCGAUAGUUAGCAAAGUGGAUAGCAAAUACGUUUUUUUGCUUGCCAACAUGAACUAAAAAUACUCAUAUUUAAUUCAUGCAUUCUUGUGAUGUUAUGUUAAAAUAUUGAAUUAAAACCACCAAAACUCCUGAUGAGUUAUUUUACAAUCCAUGAUGAUACAGCCAAUAAUGAUAAUAAUGACAUUGUAGUUCCCGUAGUUCGCAUUUGCAUGCAUACUGAUAGCAUUAAAUAUCAGUGAAGUUGACACUUAGACUGUAAUAAUUAAAUAACCCUGUUAACUGUUAAGAAAUUGAACUGUAUAAGUUCCUUUUAGGAUUCUAGUAUAUAAAAUGUGAUGGAUGAAAAUGCUUGACUAAGAGUAAGCCUUAGAGUGAUGUUGGGUCUGGGCCCGGGAUACGAAAAGCCAAGUAGUUAAGUAUCCAGAUUUGGUAUACUGGAUUAUCGGGAGGGAUACCAAAUUUUAAAACCUUGGUAUCCAUGUGGAUCCUUAAAAAAAACAUCAAAUUUCAGACCUGGGUGGACUUAAAUAAUCUGGUUUAGGGCCGUAAGUUCAAUUCCUACCAGAGGACCUUGUGCUGCAUUUUUUGCAGUCGUUCCUUGUCAGGUCUUAAAAUGUAUAUCUACUCAGUUGGAUUACAAACCCUAAAAACAACAUUCUAAUUUUAACCAAAUACACAGUUAAAAUGACAUAAAAGCUGCCUAGUGGACAUCCAAUUCUGAGAUUCUGGCUAUAAACAUUAUAAUAAUGGCAAUGGCCUAUAUGGCAUUUGAGGAAUGAUCGGCUCAUUCUUCAAUAACACAAGCUGUAAAUUAAACUUUAUAGGCCUGGCAAAUAAAAUUUGUGAGAAAUAGAAGAGCUUGUUUGUUUUGAACUUUUGAGGUCUCAAUAGCACAUAUUACAUUUGACGACACACAUGUAAUUUAAUUAUCCGCAUUUCUGACAUGCACGCUUUUAAAACAAUAUAAAAGCGUUCAAUUUGCAUUUAUUUUAAAGUCAAUUUAGGUCUGUUUGUCCCAAUUUUGUUCAAUAACAACAACUGUGACCAAGCUAUUAGAUACAAAACCUCGCCUAAGAGACACAAAGCCUGAGCUUAAAAAGCUCUUCUUCUGAAUUAACUUUGGCAUAAACUAAGCAUUCAACUGAGGUAUAAACUGUAACAAUGAGCCAUCCUUUUAGAUACUAAUGCUGUCAAAAAGUUGCAAUCUAUUAUCACAUACAUACAAUACUGAAUCCAAAUAUUAAACACUGUCCAGUGUCCACUGUCUGGAUUUUAAAUAAUCAAAUAGAAUGAUGUAAUAAUGUCUGAAGAUAUCUAAUAGAUAGUUUUAAAUAAUUAAAUAGAAUGAUGUAAUAGAUGUUUAAUUGUAAUGCGAAACAGGUAGGUCGAGAAAGAGUUAAAGAUAUCUAAUAGAUAUCUUAACUGUUAAUUAAGCACCAGAUCUAGAUCUCCCCUUCACAAGUAAAAUCAUCUGGCAUUAGACAGAGUAAAAUAAUCUGGCGUUAGACAGUAAAAUAAUAAAGUAGCGUGCAUCAGGGUGCAAAAUUGCGACUCAAUGGGUUAAUGGAAAAACCAAAUUAUGGAAAAACCAAACCAAGUUCCCUAGAAGAAUAUAUGGAUGAUUUCCUUCAGGAACUUGAUGCAUUGAAGAAAGAAGGAAUUACUUUUGGGUCGAAGACCUACAAAGUCGAAUUGCAUUGCUUUUCAUGUGAUGCACCGUCCCAUUGUUUCUUGAAGGCUAUUAUUGGUCACACUGGUUAUUUUUCGUGUGAGCGUUGUCAAAUGAAGUGAUCGUGGAAAGGCCGUGUUGGUUUUAACUCCGGUGACAUUGCUACUCUGUGCACUGGAGGCACUUGCCAACUAUGAUUAUGAAGCUCACUAGAAAGGACAAACACCUCUUAUUUGUCAUGGUGUUUCAUGUAUUAAUGGUUUUCCUCUCGAUUAUAUGCAUAUGGUAUGCUUGGGUGUGACUCGAAGAAUUCUUCACUUUCUGAAGAAUGGCCCCAGAGAAUGUAAACUUUCCUCAGUGCAAUUAGCCCAAAUAUCUGCCAACCUUCUCUCAUUAAAAGGGAAAAUGCCAAGUGAGUUCCUUGGAUGAGCUUGAGAGAUGGAAAGCAACCGAGUUUCGGCAAUUUUUGCUGUAUACUGGCCCCAUUGCUUUGAAAGGUGUAGUCUCCACUAAGCUUUAUCAGCAUUUCCUCUCAUUAUCCAUCGCUAUUUCCAUAAUGCUUGAAAUUAAUGAAGAUAGACGCAACUCACUUUUGAACUAUGCACGCCAAUUGAUGCAGUUCUUUGUGAAGAAUUGCAAAGCAGUCUAUGGGGAAACAUUUACAGUCUACAAUGUGCAUGGUCUCCUGCAUCUCCAUGAGGAUGUGAGUUUCUUCCAGUGCUCUCUCAAUGAGACAUCCUGUUUUCGGAAUUUUCUUCAAAAACUGAAAAAACUAGUUCGAAGUGCUGGCAAUCCUUUGGUGCAAGUUGCAAAGCGGUUGGGAGAAAUUACUGUCAACAACCCAAAAUGUGCAGUCAAACAGCACUUCACAGUUAUUUCGACCAAAGAGAAAGACCAUUGCUUCUUACUUGCUGACAGAAAGUUUGCUUUUGUGAAGGAGGUGAAAGAUAAUGGAACUUUAGUGUGUGAUACAUUAUCAGAAUGCCAGACCCAAUGUUUCUUUGAAACCCCAGCUCAAUCUAAGCUUUUUUCCAUUGCAUAUGCAAGAGACAUCACUCAAGGAUCUAAACGACAAUAGGUUGAGAGGGAUGACCUAGUUUGUAAGGUUGUUUGCCUUCCUUGUGAUGCUGGAUAUGUGCUUUAUCCAUUACUUCAUGAAGUUGAGCGGACAUGACACAAUCAAUGUCUGAAGCUAGUUUUAAUGGUAUGUUAUAUUUUUAGGCAUAUCUUACAGUACAUCCUGCAUAAUGUAGAAUAGGCUGAUUUGUUUGAACAGGCUUUGAACAAUGUCAAUGUGGGUGAGAGCAGUUUAGUUAGAAGAUGGCAUUGAGGAAGAGGGUGUGAUUCCUGAGGUUUGGGUCCAGGACGAGAAUGUAAGGUGGCCAAAUAGAAUUAAUGUUCUACGAGCAAGAUCGGAGCAAAGAGUACCAUCAUCUAAAUGGCACAGCUUUCCUCUUGUUAAGGUUAAAUUCAGAUCAGGUAAGAUAUAACUGUUACUGCCUUAAUAGUACCUACCACUUUAAAGAAAACGCAUGUACACGUCCUAUUACCUAUCCCAAAAUUAAAAUAAAUCCAGAAUAAAUCACGUCAAAUUGAACAAAAGUUAGAAAGUAACGAAAUACUUCGUCACAAAAUGAAAACAACGAAGUAAAACGUUACUGUACUUCUUAAAACGACUUUGUUCCAAGUAAAAGUACUCCAGAAAAAGUUUACUUUGUUACAUUUUCUUACAUUGACUUCUCAAAAAGUACUCAAGUACAGUAACAAAGUACAGUUACUUUGUUACUUGACACCACUGAGCUAGAAAAGGCCAUAAAAAUGCAAAUGGUUACAUUCUUUUGUUUUUGUAGAUGAUAUGCAACUUUGUGAAAGUUAUAAUUUCACGACAACAGCAGAAACAACUGAUAAUGAUCAAGAUGAUGAUGACAAUGGCCCAAAAAAGACAAACACAUGUAGACCUCGUCGUAGCAUCAUUGG
Molecule: messenger RNA, 11955 nt
Organism: Paramuricea clavata
Lineage: Eukaryota; Metazoa; Cnidaria; Anthozoa; Malacalcyonacea; Plexauridae
Source: the annotation of a GenBank genome assembly